AUGCAAGAUAUGGAUAAAGAAAAUGAAGAAAAUAAUGCUGUAGAAGAAGAUGAAGCGAAUUUUGAUAAAGGAAAAAAUGAAGAAGAAAGCGACGACACCGAGGAAGAAAUGGAAAUUGAGUGCCUUAUGGACGACGAAUUUCGCACACUGAGACGGCACAAGGACAGCACUCGUGCUUUCCACACGUGCCGUCACUGUGCCGUCCUGGGAGCGGGGCAGGAAUUAGUCACAGUGCAACCACGCAUGUCCCACGCAUGUCAUCACACAUUGCGCUCACAGCGUGCUAGCACACCCCCGAUAACAAUUUGUUGGCAGAAUGGCGACAUUGUGCUCAGCACGAAUGGGCCAUGCGAGACGUCCAGGUGCCGCGGCUCCGGGACCAGUAAAUGGCGUCAUUGUGACCAGCACGAAGUCAGCACGCGCGCUGCAUAUAUGCCGUCAUGA
Arctia plantaginis is the source of this 444-nucleotide messenger RNA. NCBI's taxonomy places the organism in Eukaryota, Metazoa, Arthropoda, Insecta, Lepidoptera, Erebidae. The record is from the annotation of a GenBank genome assembly.